Molecule: messenger RNA, 849 nt
Organism: Alternaria ethzedia
Lineage: Eukaryota; Fungi; Ascomycota; Dothideomycetes; Pleosporales; Pleosporaceae
Exons: 3
Coding region: 1-849 (282 amino acids)
Source: RefSeq, a predicted model, not a curated record
AUGAUAUUCAUGACGGUUUACACCAUCGGCUGCGCCCUUACAGUGGUCACGCAAUGCCAACCCCUCAGUCUCAUGUGGGAUCAAAGCGCCAAAGGCACAUGCUGGACCAUCCAGACGAGACAAGCCCUGGGCUUCCUGAAUAUCGUGCUGAACAUCAUCACCGAUAUUGCCUUCUCAAUUCCUAUGCUGUGGGGCGUCCAAAUGAACCGCCGUCACAAAGCGUCCCUCAUCUGCAUCCUCGGCCUUGGUACAUUCGCUACAGUCGCCGCUUUGGUCAAACUAUCCUACCUUCCUCAUUACGGGCGGGAAGGCGACCUUCUCUGGGACUCGCGCGACAUGACCAUCUGGACCGUCGUCGAAUGCAACGUCGGUAUCGUCGCCGGCAACCUCCCCUGCCUCAAACCGCUUUUCCGAUCCAUCCUCGUAUCCACAUACGGCAGCGGCUCCCGCAAGAACUCCCAACCGCGAUAUUUCUCAGACGCAUACGGAAAAGGUACAAAGCAGCGCUCUGCGGUCAAAAGCUACGGUCCUCUUGCAUCGAACAAGACAUCAGAAGGCGAGUAUGCAGGUCAUAGCGCUGCUGGCAAGUCAUACAUGCUCACGACAAUCGAUGCGACGAACAAGCACGCUGGAGAUUUAAGCAGGAGUCCAUCCGGAGGAAGCUCGACAAGCGGGGAACGAGGAAGCACGGAGAGCGAUACGAGGCUGCACAACAAAGCACAUGGAAGCGGUGGAAUGGGCAACAUCACUGUGACGACAAAGGUAGAUGUGACUGAGUCGAUGCAUUCAAACGACAUCUACGAGAGCGGGAGGACGUAUCAGAGACCACAAGCGAAGGAGAUGGUAUGA